AUGAGCUCCACAACAGCUGCCUGCAUCCCCGAGGAGCUGCGUGAGGCCGCAGACGACCUCUCAAACUCGAGCGUGCCUACCGAAAACAGACAGUCAGCAGACACUGCCCCAGCCGCGACCGAGCAGGCUUCCACCGCGCCGCAUGCUACCUCAUCUGUGUUCUCUCGCGACCAGGAUGCGCCAGUUCACGUUGUACCCAUGCGCGUGAUCCACCGCCCACUCCCCUCUGAGCUCGACGAGGCCAAGGUCCUCGCCUUCAUGGACGAGAUGCGGGCAGGUGACGUGUUUACCCCUAUCGAGGUGAUCAAGGUUCGCGCCCCGCUCAAGGCCAACCCUGCGGCGGGUGUACAGACAUUCUACUUUGCAAUGGGCGGCUGUCACCGGUACGAGGCGACCAAGCGACUCAAGCUCGAGUCAAUCCGGGCCCGUAUCAUCGAGGUGCCACCAGCAUCUAUGCGCGUGUACCUCGGUGCCGGUAGCCCGUUCUGA
This is a messenger RNA of Apiotrichum porosum, 489 nucleotides long. RefSeq lists its product as uncharacterized. The record is from RefSeq and is a predicted model, not a curated record. The transcript has 3 exons. Gene Ontology annotation, biological process: cellular response to oxidative stress. The coding region runs from base 1 to 489 and encodes 162 amino acids. Lineage: Eukaryota; Fungi; Basidiomycota; Tremellomycetes; Trichosporonales; Trichosporonaceae. Gene Ontology annotation, molecular function: sulfiredoxin activity. Gene Ontology annotation, cellular component: cytoplasm.